AUAGUGAUGUCAGGAAAACCUCCAAAACAAACUGAAAUCAAUAUACCACCGGGUUUACCUGGUGCAAUCGCACAAAUAGCUUCAGAAGCAUCAACUGGGAGCGGUAAAGGUCAAGAUGAUGGCAAAAAUGGCGGAGGAGGGAAACCAGAAGGACCAGGAGUAAAACCAGGAGGAAAACCAGGGGGGGGGGUGAUGUUGGAGCAGGAGAAACAGUUAAAGAAGGACUUGGAUUUCUAG
Molecule: messenger RNA, 237 nt
Organism: Racocetra fulgida
Lineage: Eukaryota; Fungi; Glomeromycota; Glomeromycetes; Diversisporales; Gigasporaceae
Source: the annotation of a GenBank genome assembly